UAAUGAUUAGAUGUGAAUUAAUUGCUAUUAUCUUAUGGUUUCAGUGGUGAUGUGGCUACCAUGCUCGAACGGUUUGGAGCUGAUAUUAAUAAAGCUAUCUUGGCUAAGAAAAAACGACUGGAGGUGUACACUAAAUCAUCAUUAAAGACCAGCAACCAAAAGAUAGAACAAGUGUGGAAAGUGCAGCAACAAGAAAGGCAAAAGCUGACUGAUGAUUACUGUAAGCAGUUUACUGGAAUCUUCCAGCAGUGGGAGAAAGACAUUCAGAAGGCCAAGGACCAAGAAGAGAAAAUAGAAAACCUUUUUCGCCAGCAACAGAAGCUUUUCCAACAAAUGAGAGUGGUCCAGGGACAAAGGCUGAAAAGUAUUAAGCAGCUAUUUGAACAGUUUCUGAAGAGUUUAGAGGACUUGGAGAAGAGCCACACAGAACAACAGUCUGCUGUACAGAGUGAACUUCGCAAGGAGAUGGCCCUCUUUCAGAAAAGGAUUUUAAUGGAUACUCAACAACAGGAGAUGGCUACAGUACGGAAAUCUCUACAAUCCAUGCUAAUGUGAUAGCAUUCAGGAGAUACACACCCUUGACACUAAUUGGAAACCAUUUGAUUAAAACAACUGGUUAUUGCAGCAGUAACUGAGUUUGUAGUUGCUAUUUUAAAA
Molecule: messenger RNA, 657 nt
Organism: Stegostoma tigrinum
Lineage: Eukaryota; Metazoa; Chordata; Chondrichthyes; Orectolobiformes; Stegostomatidae
Gene: sycp3
Product: synaptonemal complex protein 3
Exons: 6
Coding region: 61-555 (164 amino acids)
Biological process (GO): spermatid development; meiotic cell cycle
Cellular component (GO): synaptonemal complex
Source: RefSeq, a predicted model, not a curated record